This is a messenger RNA of Paramecium primaurelia, 1404 nucleotides long. The record is from the annotation of a GenBank genome assembly. NCBI's taxonomy places the organism in Eukaryota, Ciliophora, Oligohymenophorea, Peniculida, Parameciidae.
AUGUCAGUUGAGGAAUUUUUUUAUAUAGGGGAAUAUGAAAUUUCAAAUGAUUUUUAGAAAAUGAAUUUCACACAAUAAAAGGAAACUAUACACAAGUCUAUAAAUAUUCGAUUCAUUAGUCUAUCUUUUGAGGUAUCUUAGUAAUAAGAGUUUAUAGUAAGUGACAAAAAAAAAUACUAGAUAAUAUUAGGAAAUUAUAAAAUCAUUUAGAGGAACUUUGAAAUUGAAAAUAGUAUAAGAUUAUUUAGUUAGAACGCAAUGUUUAAGAGAAAGAAUUCAUUCAGUAGCAAUAUCAGGUAAUUUAUUUGAAGUGUUAACCUAAAGAGAAUAAGGAUAUUUUGUUUUAAACAGUAAGAACCAAUUAGCACGAUGAAGAUUUAAUCAAACGUAUAAAUUAAUGUAAAAAAAUUUGUGAAGAAAUUUAAAGAUUGCAGGAGGAGAAUGAUAAUCUAUAAGUGGCAUUAGAAGCCGAAGUGAAACAUAAGAGUUCUCUUUAAAAACUAAAAUAAUCAAAAUAUAUAAAAGAUGGUAAUACGCAUAUACAAUUAUCACUUGAGCAUAACUAAGAACUUGAAACCAUUUAAAUUAAUUUAAUUUAUAAUUUUUCUGUUGAAUUAGAAAGUAGGGUGUUGUAUGAAAAGAUUAAAUAAGAUUAAGAUUAAAAAUAAAAAGAUUGCUAAAAGAGAAUUAAAUUCCAUCUAUAGCAAAAAACCAAAAAAUAUGAAUAAAGAGAAGGAAAAUUGUAAUUAUUUGAAUUAAAAGAACAAGAUAUAAAAAUACGAUAAAGAAAUUAGAAUUUGAUUUGUGAUCAAGCAAAUAACAUUUGUCGGAAUAAAAAUUAUAUUAAUAAUGAAAUUAGCAAAGCUAAUUCUGAGCUACAUGAGUUGAAACAAAAACUAGAAAAAUUAGAAUAUUAGCAAGAUUAGAGAGAAAAACUUUUAAAUUAAUUCAAUGUGUAACAAAAGUAGCUCAAAAUUUAGUAAUUAGAAUUAAUUAAAUAUGAUCAACAAAACACAAUAAAUAUAUUGGAAAAGCACAUAUUAUUAAAAAAAAUAGAAAAAUUGAUUAAGUGGAAACAUAAUCCAUUAUUAGCAUAUCAGAAUUGGAAAAGAUUGUAGAAUAGCUGAAUAUAAAAAGAGAAAAUGAUAAAAAAGAAAUUUCAGAAUUAUCUAUUAAAUUGUAGAAGGUGCCCUUAGAUAUAAUUAGAAGUACAUGUAGUAAGCACUAGGCUAAAUCCUCUAAUAUUGGAUAUAAUAUAUAAAAGAGUUGCUCCUAUUUUCAACAAUUAAACAAAUACUAAGUGAUGUCCAAAAAAAAGAAGAUAGCAGUUAUAUAUUAUACAUGCAAGUAAUUGUGACAGAAUUCAAAAACCAAAAAGAAAUAAUUGCCUUGUAAAGUGCUUGA